AUGACAACAGAUGUAACACGGUCCAUAUCGCUAUCUAGGCGCUAUUUAUCGCUACCACACGAGCUAACAGGAUGUUCCUUGCCUCCUAUGGUGUCUGGAAAGCAACUAGGUAAUGUGACGCUUUGCGUGGCACACAUUCUGCCAAGCGCCGUGAGCUCUUUGCUGUUGCCACGAGUGUCGCUUGUUCGUGUACGUUGGUGGGGUGAGGAUACGCCUGGAAGCCUCUUUCGACCAAACUUGCUAUCAGGAGAUAGCGUUGGCAGCGUGGAUAUUCAGGACUCGCCUCAUCGGAUUAUCACAAUGAAAUAUCCUGUGACCGUUCUUUCUGAACAGCUAGUCGAAUAUUUCGAAGACAUGGGACACUUGACUUUGGACGUGUUUGACAAAGACUCUCGAAGAAAACUAGGAGAGUGCUUGCUGCCUCUAGAUCUAGCAAAAGGUAACAACGUAAUUACAGCAGAAGAAAAGUUAGUGGCACUACGGAGGAACAAUGUGUUGUGUGAGAUCAAAGCUCGCGAUGGAGAAGAAAGCGAAAUUGUGGGAUAUUUAGCGGUAACAUUUGAUGUAGAAUGGAUGGAUGAUCAUUCACAUGUGGAUAGUGAUGUGAAUAUUGUGGAUAAGGAUGAGCAAGCAGACUUUGAAUUGCUGACGCAUCAAGUGAAGAUUCGUAAUCUAGACGAGACAAAGGAGAAAGUUAAAACUGAUCUUAAUAUGAUAGAGAAUAGCGAACCGCAAAGUGAUGUUUUGACAAAAAAUAAAUUUAAAGAGAGUGAAAGCGAAAUCAAUCGUGUGGACUCACAGCGAGUUCAAAAACUUUUAGAGAAAGGAAAAGCGCUGCAAAAGUUGAUGGAAAAAGCUAUCACAGUUGAUUGCAAUUCAGACAUCAAGGUUAAAGAUCUUGAACAUUUUAUAACAUCACAGUAUGCUCCGGAUCAUGGCAUACAAGAGACGCAUGUAGAAUUGAAUGACUUUAUGUGUCCUCUCAAUCAGUGGUCUGAUUCUGCUGUGGAUAGUGGGCAUUCGUCAAGUUAUCAACAGCUGAGCUUAUCUGCUGACCAUUCUGCUGAUGCUGAUGUAAGACCAAUGGCGACUAUGCACCCAUCUAAUGCGGAAUUGCAUGACCGUGUUAUCGCACUGGUGAUAACGUUUGACUCGCUGGAGCUGAAUCGUGACUUUGUUGAUAAUCAGCUCCGUAAACUUCGUGAUUCCACAUCCAUUUCGAGUCGCUACAGUCCUGUUCAGAUAAACGUUUCGCAUGACAAAUUGUCGUCGCUGCUGAUUGCCUCUCAUGUCGCCGCAAAAAAUCAUGCAGAAAUAGGUGCGUUUACAGUAUCGACGUCGCUUCGAAAACGUUACUGGCAACUGGGAUGCUCCAGUACUUUGCCCAUGACAUUGCCGUCUUCGCUCACUGAAGCUGAUAGCGGUAACAAUAAGAAUUUACGAUUUUACGUUCGAUGCAAAGUUCAGAGCGAUACCCACAGCAACAAAAAGAAACGCAAGCAGAAUCGCAUUCUGAAAUCCCCUAAGCAAAUUAUACUUGAAGGUGCCGUCGAUGCUUCAAAGUUGUUAGCUGUUGCCAAGCAAAGUGACAAGACUUGGGCAACAACCAUUCAGCUGAACUUAAAAAGUGACAGCCAAUAUGCUACUAAGGGAUAUGACAUUAUAAGAAAUCGACGAAAUGAUAGAAGUGGAAUGCAACGCCUUACAAAGUUUCAUUCUGCAGGCAAUCUCAAAGUCGCUUUUGCCUAUCACACAGAUGCCGCAACUGAGCAAAAGUCGGCAAGCGAGCCAAAAAGCGAUGCUGAUAGUGGAAUGUCAUUGUCUUCCAUCAGCUCCAUCCAAGUCGACCAAGCAGGAGCUGUCCUCAAUGACAUAAUUGAUCCAGAUUCUUCUUUCGAUAAGCACCAACAACAUGAAACACAGCGGAGCUUUCAAACCGAAGCGGUGGAUAACGAUGGUUUAUAUACCAACUUCUCUUUUCAGUUUGCAGUGAUGCUUGAAAAUGUAUCAAACGUGAAUAAUGUGGCCUUGCGAGAAUGUAAUGUGCAAUUAAACAAUAGACGUGAUCUGGUGGUAGAUGACAUCAGCGAUGCCAGCAUUUCUCUUCGUUACACGAUACUAAAGAUUUUUUCAAAUUUGUCUUCGCACGUGAUCAAAUUUGAGCGGACAGUCACACGCAAUCUCAAACUUUCCCGUUGGUCCAAUUCAGCGUCAAUUCUGAAAGCUGAUUUCGGUAGAAAAACUCACAUUUUUGAGUCAAGCUUUGCAAAUGAUUCGAUUGAAUACUUUCUUCAUGGGCAUCUGAUUUUUGAAGCCUGGGUACAGUUUGCUAAGAGUUCGGAGCGUAAGCUUUUAGGCCUGGCAAAGGUGCCCUUAAGACAGCUGGCUGUGCUUUUGAGUAAAGAAAAGGUUGACCAGCUAAGUGUAUCGAAGAAUUGCUUUCCUUCUAUAGACAUUGGUGGGGCGUUUCCAAUUAUUAACCCAUUCACCGGUCUUUUAUCCGGAUAUCUCCGGGCUCGAGUUUGCAUUGGGACAGCAGAGCAGCUGCUAACAUGGGUCAAGAUUAUUCCGAAAUUGGUUAAGCUACAAGGUAUGGUUCGUGGAGUAUUGUCCCGGAAGCAAAUUCAUUGUUAUACCUCUAGCACAACACUGAGACCAGAUCCAAUCACAUCACGAUCCGUAGCCAUCCCUGAUGAAAUAAAUAGAUCGGACUCACAAUCGACAGCUCCUACUCUUACUUCAGAUAUCAUCAGCUUUGGGCAUAGCUGUUGGAAGGAAGACGCAAGCAACAAUCAAUCAGAGUCGUCACUUAACAAUGAGAAAGCUUGCGGAGGUGAAUUUGUAACGAAAAGUAGCUUGAUUCUGCGUAAAAUUCGCUUUGAAGUUUGUCAAAGCUGGCGAUCUGGGAUGCAAAAUGAUAAAUACAAAGACGAAGGGUGUGAAAAUGGAGCCCGGACUUGCACCCCACUUCUCGGGUGCGAAUUGCAAGGUCAAAUUGUACUCAUUGGGGACUCAGAGUAUCCAGGUAAUGUAAUCGAUCUGCCAUUUGCUUUGUGGUGGGAUGCAGCAGACAAAAAAUUAAAUUCUCAUUUCAGUCACUCAUUUCAAGUAAAUGGCCUAUUAAAAAAAGAGGUUGCAUCAUUAGGAUCUCAAAGCCAGGUGUUGUUUGCAUUGCAUGUCGAAAAUGGCUUUUUUGGAUUGCAAUCCCGUGAAACAAUAACGGGCGAAGCACGAUUGAAUCUAUACGAAGAAUUGAUUCAAUGCACCACUAAAGGCGAUAGAAUUGGGCAGCAUGCUGAGGUCGAAAAUCAUGUCAAUGUGAACAUCCCGAUUGUUUGGGAUAGAGGAGAGAGUGGCCACCGGGCGCUUCCAUCUGCGAUUCCCUUAACAAUUUCUUAUCAAAUGUCAAAAUCUGAAAACAUGACGGCACUUACCGAAUUAAAUACUGAUAACUUGGAAAAUGCUGAUGCGUUCUGCUCCACUGUUGGAGCGCGGCACCACGUCGGUGCAGAUUUAAGCGAUGUACGAGAUGUGCGCCUAAUCCCUGCCAGUCUUGUGUUAUCCUUUCACUUGCUGUCAAUAGAAGACUUCGAACGUUUGCUUGAUGAAAAUAGGCAUCUACUGAUCGCAAAUUUAUCAUCAAGUACGGGCAAAUCAAGUGACCACUUUUCUGAUCUGCUGGAUACUCAAUACGACGCGCGAUGUGUCUGCUUUGACACUACGAUUUGCUUAGGAAAUAGCCUUCAUGAGAUGGAAAAAAAAUACCAGCAAAAUGACGUUGCUAAUCACGAUUCAAGAAUUCGUGUAUAUAUGGAGAAUGGCAAGUGGUUCAAACGUUGGCGAUCACCCGACAUAACAAUUCCUGUGACUGGUGACAAGCGAACAAAGACAUUCGAAGAUGUUUUCAUGCGCAUUCAUUUGCUUUUAAAUUCAGACACAGUGGCAAUUUUGCAACAAGACUGUGCUCGAGUGUCUGUGCUACUAUCGUGCGAAAUUUGCCGUGAGCCACAUGAACUUGGGUGUGUCAGCUUUCCCUUGGCUGCAGUUCUUUAUCGCCCGGACGGUGUCCGUGGCAUGUUCUCAAUUCGUGUACUACAAGUGUUUUCGGCUGCUCGAGUUGGUGUUCACUGCUUCGUUGAUCAUACCAACCCAUUACUCACCACCAUUGGUGCAAAUCAAGAAACGAUUUCUCCGCCCUUGAUGUCCCCAACCAGUCCAGACGAAAUACCGUGUGAUAACGGCGAUUUGUUAAAUGUGAGAUCGUUAAGAUCAUGUAAAGUGUGUAUUGAAGAAGUUCGUAAUCUGAUUGUGGAUGAUGCUGGGACAACUUUUUGCAUUUAUGUUGCCUUUGAAAUGACAAAACAGAGUUUAAGCGAAGCUUCAAUAUCUUAUAUGAUUACUACAAAAAAAACAGAUAUAAAAGCUGGUCCAGACUUUAAAUGGAACUAUUGGGAUGUUUUGGAUGUGGACGAUGAUAAUUGGCAAAGCUAUUUACUUAAAGUGUCAGUCUGGCGAUACAACAAUUAUGAAUUGAAUGAAUAUAAUUCGGAUGAAAGAUUUGUAUUUAAUAAGCAUGAGACUGAUGUGCUUAUUGGAUCGGUUUCCAUCGACUUGAGUCUGUUUGAUCGUGGUUGGCGUGAUAUCGACGGAUGGUAUCACAUUAAGAAUGCACAGUAUGAGACGCGGGGCCAAGUGAAGGUUCACGUGCAAAACCUUUGUGUAGAAGAGACGCAGGAAGGCUCUGACCCAAUGGACAGCACUUGGAGUCCUGGGCACCUCAUUGAAUCAUUUGGCAAGGAUGACGCAGCCGAAAUAUUACCGACAUUCGAUGGUGCAAUACAAGCAGUAUACCAGGCAUCAGUGGAAGUUAAGGAGCAUCUGGCUUGUUUGCAUCCGUCCGAUCAUAGUUCCAGUCAAACAAUAGAUGUCGCAAGAGUAUACACGUCUGAGAAUAGCUUAGCGGAAUGCAAUGAAAAGGACAUACCAAAAUUUACUGGGACAACACCAUAUUCUGAGCAAGACUUGGUGUUAGAAGCUAAAGACGCAUCGUUUGAUGGAGAUGCCAUAGCUGAUCAUUUGAUUGCUGAAACAACAGACCACAGUUUUACAUCCCAAGCAAUGCGUGAUAAGUGCAAUUGGUUGAAUACUGGCCAGUGCGAUAAUGCUGAUGAUGGUAAAUUGUUAUCUUCUCGUCAAAUGGACGAAGCUACACAUGUAAGUUUGGGUCAACAAACAAAGCUGAUUCCGCAUUUAUUCGAGUCUGCGAUAAUAAACGAAGAUGAGGUGAUCGAUCACAAAAGAUUAGCGGAUUCAGGUGGGAAAGAGGACGAAAACAGUGGAAAUGCCAAGCUUCAGUCGUCUGACUCCGAUUUAGCGAGUGUCAAGUGUUUUGAUAUCGAUUGUCUUUGGCAGGUACCAGAUGUGCAAGUAAAAAAAAUAGACAAAAUCAAAGUUGCUGUAGCCGACAUUGUGUCAGACAACAAUUGGGAUGUCGAUGUAUUGUGCGAGAACGAACCUGCGCCAAGUGAGACUGAUAGCAUAUUGGAUGACGACACCGAGGGGAUUCAGCACCUACUGUCUGACGUCAUCUCUUCCAGCUCUAGUCACAAUUCAAAGCGUCAGUAUGCUGACAAAGCUGUUCAGGUCAAUCCUUUGGAGUUAGGUUUUCAGAUUGUAGAGAUGAAGCAUAGUCCCCUCCAGUCUACACCGCUGGAGGAGAAUGGUACUAUCGGAAAUGAAUUAGAUGCUGAAAGUUGCUUUGGGGAGAAUAAAGAAACUGCUGAUGUGGGCUGCGAUCCGAUAGAAAUUUCAAACUCUUCGAGUCUAUCAAUUUCUCAAUUGGAAACGAAAGAAAUCCCGCAAAUUCUUACAAUAAAACACGACCUGGAAGGCGAGUAUGAUAAGAUUUUGACUUCUGAUAAUCUCAAUGGUGACAUUUGUGUGACUUCCAACGUGCAAUCUGCGAAGAGCGACAAAAGCAAGAAGGAAAGAGAGACAUGUGAAAUGAUUAACGUUGUGACGCCGACGUCGGCGUUGCAGAACGAAAAAUUAGAACUCAUGUACGAAAUGUUGCGUGACGUGCGCGAAUUUUUCUUAGUAGCAAAAACUGCAUCUGUCGUAAUACAGGACAGAGAGAAUCAACAGUACCGCACUUCACUCGCUGGCUUUGGAAAAAGUAGCAGCAGAAAUGAUGAUGCCGAGCGCUUGGAAUGCCCCGGUUCUCCCAUUUUAGAUGAUUCAUCUAGAAAUUCGUUUGGACCAAACGAUAUCGAGCCUUACCACGCUCACGAGCAUAACACUGAAGUGUGUGGCGGUUGUCCUGAUACACCCAAUGUCCAGGUCGUAAAUCAUUGUCAGUUACCAGAUGAUAAUUUUUCUGAGAUGACAGAUAUGGAGGCCAUCGAGACAAUUCCGCAUACUUGUGAAAAGGUCUCAUUAAAAAAACAGGUUGAAAUUCAAGGUGAAGAAAUUAUAAAAGCUACUGUCAGCGAUCCACGAAAUCUACAAACGUUACACAACAGAACCGUCGAGGAUAGAAGUCAAUGGUCUACUAUUGUCAGCCCUCAGCGAGGUUUGAAACCGUGUGACCUCCCAACACGGUAUAGCGAGCACAAAAGCCGACAAAAAGACGACAGAUAUCAAUCGUCGAUGCAUUCAUUACUAUUCAAGCACGACUCAGAGACGGAGCGAAUCGCUCGGAUCAUGCAGGGAAGCAUGAAGUACUGGAUGAAAGAUGACGAAAGUUCAAGCAGUGACGAUCAAACUGAAGAAUUUGAUGGGCAAGAUUGCUUCUUUUAG
Molecule: messenger RNA, 6798 nt
Organism: Plasmopara halstedii
Lineage: Eukaryota; Oomycota; Peronosporomycetes; Peronosporales; Peronosporaceae
Product: C2 domain
Exons: 6
Coding region: 1-6798 (2265 amino acids)
Biological process (GO): cilium assembly; centriole elongation
Cellular component (GO): centriolar satellite; centriole
Source: RefSeq, a predicted model, not a curated record